GAUUGGAUUUCUAAACAAUACUAUCUUCUCUCGAAAUCUUCAUCUUUAUUCUCUCGAGGCGGUUUGAAUUAUUUUUUCUCGGAAAAAGAGAAAAUGAAGGAAAGUGUGGGAAAUCCUCUUCACCUCAAAUCUUUGAACCAUAUCUCGCUUGUGUGUCGAUCGGUUGAGGAAUCCAUGAAUUUCUAUCAGAAUGUUCUUGGGUUUGUUCCAAUCAGGAGGCCUGGAUCAUUCGACUUUAAUGGGGCUUGGUUGUUUGGACAUGGAAUUGGAGUCCAUCUUCUGCAAUCAGAGAAUCCCGAGAAUAUGCCCAUGAAAAAGAAAAUCAAUCCCAAGGAUAACCACAUUUCUUUUCAGUGUGAGAGCAUGGGGGCAGUGGAGAAGAAGCUGAAGGAUAUGGAAAUAGAAUACGUGAGGGCAAUGGUGGAAGAAGCUGGGAUCUACGUGGAACAACUCUUCUUCCACGACCCGGAUGGGUUCAUGAUCGAGAUAUGCAACUGCGAUAACCUGCCGGUGAUCCCACUGGGCGGCGAGAUGGUUCGAUCCUGCUCUCGGAUCAACCUGCAAGUGCUUCAACGUCAGCAGAUACAGCAAGUGGUUCAGCAGUGAGACCCAGCAAUGAGAAUCAUAUGAGAAGAAAGCACACCCGUUCUGCUUUCUUUGUGUAAUGAUCCUAUCUACGUAUGUUUUUUCUUUAGUUUUGUAAUAAAAAACACUGCAAUGUGAUCACGA
Molecule: messenger RNA, 729 nt
Organism: Hibiscus syriacus
Lineage: Eukaryota; Viridiplantae; Streptophyta; Magnoliopsida; Malvales; Malvaceae
Product: metallothiol transferase FosB-like
Exons: 3
Coding region: 94-606 (170 amino acids)
Source: RefSeq, a predicted model, not a curated record